Molecule: messenger RNA, 6454 nt
Organism: Perognathus longimembris pacificus (Pacific pocket mouse)
Lineage: Eukaryota; Metazoa; Chordata; Mammalia; Rodentia; Heteromyidae
Gene: Ppp2r3a
Product: protein phosphatase 2 regulatory subunit B''alpha
Exons: 15
Coding region: 733-4185 (1150 amino acids)
Biological process (GO): protein dephosphorylation
Cellular component (GO): protein phosphatase type 2A complex
Molecular function (GO): calcium ion binding; protein phosphatase regulator activity
Source: RefSeq, a predicted model, not a curated record
CGGGCUCCUCACGAGUGCGCGGUGUUUGGCGGCGUUCACGAGAGCCCGCAGGCCCGCGAGCGCGCGUGUGCGGCGGCGAAGCGCGGCGGUGGCCGGCCGUCAGAGGAGGAGCUCCGAGAUCCCCAGAGCCAUCUUUCAUCCCGUUUUUGCAGAAGAGAAGGUGAAAUCUCAGGGAAGUGACUAGCAGGCUCUCAGAUUGGUCAGUGAGGAGUCAGAAGCUGGAGGAGUUGCUCCUUCCUACCUACCUGAGGGAACGCCCACGGCCACGCUUCCUGUUGCUCCACUGGAAUAUCAAUCAAAGUUGCUCUAAGUCACAGAAAAAUGGGUCAUUUAAACCUCUGGAGGACUCAAUUAUCACAACACUUCUGUGUAACUACCAGCUAAGAUUUAUGAUGUAAAUGUAUAACAAAUGUGUGCACCUAACAGAAGCACAGAAGAAAUACAAGAGGAUAUCUUUCCUAAAAGUUUAAUAUUUCUAAAUACAGCCCAACAGCACAAUUAGUAAAUUAUUAGACUUGCCGAUACGGGCACACAUGUGCAGCAGCUACUGUAUACUGAUAAUUACCGAACCUCAGAUGUAUAUGAUUUCUCUCUGUGAGAAAAGUCCUUAGAUUUGUAGGAAAUCACUGAACAUUGCCAUUAGGCACAUAUUCAGUUAAGUGUCAUUGACGAGCGUUUUCUUGAAACAUCGUAGAAGGUUGGCACGUCCCAGGACCGGGUGGACUGGCUAUUAUGGCAGCAGCUUACAGACUUGUGGUUAGUACCGUGAACCACUACAGCAGCGUGGUGAUAGACCGGCGUUUUGAGCAGGCUAUCCAUUAUUGCACUGGAACCUGCCACACGUUCACACAUGGAGUGGACUGCAUUGUGGUUCACCAUAGUGUCUGUGCAGAUCUCUUACACCUCCCUGUGUCUCCGUUCAAAGAUGUCGAUCUGAACUCUAUGUUUCUACCCCAUGAAAAUGGCCUUUACCCCACAGAAGGUGACUACUCCCACCAGGCCCUCGCAGGCAUAACCAGGGUCAAGAGAACAUCCACGUUCCAGAACACCUGUAAUUUAAAGGACAUUGCAGGGGAAGCCAUCAGUUUUGCCAGUGGCAAAAUAAAAGAAUUUUCCCUUGAAAAGCUCAAAAACUCUAAUCAUGCCGUUUACAAAAAGGGAAGGAAAGUGAAGUCUGACUCAUUCAAUAGGAGGUCGGUUGAUUUUGACCUGCUCUGUGGCCAUUAUAACAGUGAUGGGCCCUCACCAGCCUUUGGCUUACUCCGGAGUUCCUCAGUGGAGGAAAAGUCUUUGUCCCAUAGAAACUCACUUGAUACAAACCUGACUUCCAUGCUUCUCCAAAACUUCUCUGAAGAAGACCUGGUGACUCAGAUUUUGGAAAAACACAAACUAGAUCACUUCUCUUCGGGGACAGACAUCAAAAUGUGCUUAGACAUCUUACUGAAAUGCUCCGAGGACUUGAAAAAAUGCACGGAUAUCAUAAAACAGUGCAUAAAGAAAAAGUCAGGAGGGGGCAUGAGCGAAGGAAGUGGUAACGAUGCAACUUCUACCUCUGAGACCGUCUAUAUGAAUGUGAUGACGAGGUUAGCAUCCUACCUGAAGAAGUUACCAUUUGAAUUCAUGCAGCCAGGGCAUGAGGCCAUUGAUAUCACAGAACUGGUUACCAAUGUGCCUAGCUUACAGCUGACACCCUUUUCUCCCAUAUAUGGCACCGAACGACCCCCUAAAUAUGAAGAUGUUGUCCAGCAGUCAGGUCCUGACUCGGGACAGUUUCAAACUAUUGAAUCUCAAGAUGACAAGCAUAUUUCUAGGAAAACAGACACUGCAAAAGUCAUUCCAAACAACUCUACCAAUUCCUUAUAUAGGCUGGAGGCAAAUGAUCCCAGAACUCUAAAAGCUGUCCAACUUCCAUCACCUUCAGCCAGGAAUCCUUUAGAGAAUGUUUCUGCUGGUGACUUACUGGAAACUCUUUAUAUUGAAGAAGAGUCAGAUGGAAAGAAAGCAUUCUUGGACAAAGGACAAAGGACAGAGAAUGGGCCCAGUCAGGAGCUGUUCAAGGUAAACAAACAGAGAGCCGAAUUGUCAGACCAUGAUAUUCACCUUACAAAAAGCCCUGCCUUGGUGCAAAAUAAUAUUGGUAAGGUGUUUGAAACACCAGUUGUUCAUCUACCUGAGAAAGACUCUAAAUCAAAAGUUCUCAACAUGGAAGUGGGAGACCAGAGAGGUUUUAUGAACCCUAAUAGUCAGGAAGAGAUUGAUAAAUUGUUACUGGAUUUGGAGUCAUUCUCCCAGAAGAUGGAGACCUCUUUAAAAGAACCACUCACCCAGAGUACAGACCUCACUUCUGUAAGUAGUCCUGGUCCCGUGAUUAGUUCAAUCCCUGCAGAUCUGGAGCUUAAAUCUAAAGGCUCCUCACCCACAGAAAAAGUCUCACCUUCUUGCCUAACAAGGAUUAUUGAAACCAAUGGACACAAAAUAGAAGAAGAAGAUCGAGCUCUCUUAUUGAGAAUCCUGGAAAGCAUUGAAGAUUUUGCCCAAGAACUAGUCGAAUGCAAAUCAGGUAGAGGGAGCCUGUCUCAAGAGAAGGAAAUGAUGCAAAUUCUACAGGAAACCUUGACAGCCUCCUCCCAGGCCAGUCUGCCUGGCUGCAAAACUCCUGUUGGUGAUAAAGCCAAUGAUACCACUUCCGUGGUUUUGAUUCAGCAGACGCCAGAGGUGAUCAAGAUUCAAAAUAAACCAGAAAAGAAACCUGGGACCCCACUUCCACCUCCAGCCACCCUCCCAAGUAGCCCCCAACCUCCCUCCCCUGUCCCUCAUGCAAAUAAUGCUGUGAACGCACCCGUGUCCAUAAACAUUCCACGCUUCUACUUUCCGGAAGGACUCCCAGAGCCCUGCAGUAACCACGAACAGACGCUGAGCAGAAUCGAAAAUGCCUUCGUGGAUAUUGAAGAUCAGAAAGCAGACAUUUAUGAAAUGGGGAAAAUUGCAAAGGCCUGUGGCUGUCCUCUCUAUUGGAAAGCCCCCAUGUUCAGGGCUGCAGGGGGAGAGAAGACAGGGUUCGUGACGGCACAGUCAUUCGCUGCUGUGUGGAAAACGUUGCUGACUAACAAUCAUGAUGACGCAUCUAAGUUCAUCUCUCUUCUGGCAAAGCCCAACUGUAGCUCUCUAGAACAAGAAGACUUCAUCCCUUUACUUCAGGAUGUGGUGGAUACACACCCUGGCCUUACGUUCCUGAAAGAUGCUCCAGAAUUCCACUCCCGCUACAUCACCACGGUCAUCCAAAGAAUAUUCUACACAGUCAACAGAUCUUGGAGUGGAAAAAUUACCUCGACAGAGCUGAGAAAAAGCAACUUUUUGCAAACUCUAGCCCUUUUGGAGGAAGAGGAAGAUAUAAACCAAAUCACAGACUACUUCUCCUAUGAGCAUUUCUAUGUUAUUUACUGUAAGUUCUGGGAACUCGACAGUGACCACGACCUGUAUAUUAGCCAGGCCGAUCUGUCACGAUACAAUGACCAGGCUUCAUCAAACAGAAUUAUUGAAAGGAUAUUCUCUGGGGCAGUAACAAGAGGAAAAACAGUCCAAAAAGAGGGAAGAAUGAGCUAUGCAGAUUUUGUCUGGUUUUUGAUCUCUGAGGAAGACAAACGGAACCCUACCAGCAUCGAGUACUGGUUCCGCUGCAUGGACGUCGACGGGGAUGGCGUCCUCUCCAUGUACGAGCUGGAGUUCUUCUACGAGGAGCAGUGCGAGCGCAUGGAAGCCAUGGGCAUCGAGCCCUUGCCCUUCCACGACCUGCUGUGUCAGAUGCUCGACCUGGUGAAGCCAGCCUGUGACGGCAGGAUCACCCUGCGGGAUCUGAAGAGGUGCGGAAUGGCCCACAUCUUCUACGAUACUUUCUUUAACCUGGAGAAGUACCUGGACCAUGAGCAGAGAGACCCCUUUGCAGUCCAGAAGGACGUUGACAGCGAUGGGCCUGAGCCCUCCGACUGGGACAGGUUCGCUGCGGAGGAAUACGAGGCCCUGGUGGCUGAAGAGGCCGCCCAGGCACAGCUCCAGGAAGGCUCCUUUGAGGAAUAUGAAACAGAUGAGCCUGCCUCUCCCUCUCCAUUUGGAAGCCAAGACAAUAAACCAGGACCCUCAAACCUUUCAGAGAAAUGUGGCAAGCUUCAGUCAGUGGAUGAAGAGUAGCUGCCACUGGUCACAGGAAAGGAAGACGUGUAUUUCAAAUACCUUCCCUUCCCUUGUCAAGAGAUGCUCCAGUUUGUGUACUGCUUUUGUAAAGGCUUUGAUUUCUCCCAAUGGGCAUCUGCACUGCAAACUUCCAGGCUGAUACCUCUCACCUUGGGAGACUCCUCGAGCUUGCCCAGACUUCUGGCAGAGGCUUUCCUCAGAGGGGAAUCUAACAGUGACCAUCACCUUUCAACACCUGCAACCCCCGAAUGCACCACAGCUCUCUUGGGGACGGUGUCAAGUUCUCUGCACGGCAGAUACUGUCUCCAUGCUGGCCGGCUUCCCCGAGACCUCUCAGGGCUCCUAUGGAGCCUAAAAGAAACCUUCACUUGCAGAAAACUUGAGUCAAGAGAUUCUGGAACUUGAAAAGUAUUAAGGGCCUCCAGAAUUGACGUAGCCCUAGUAAUAAAAGCACUGCCAAAACAUCUCAGAGACUUCCUUUAAUUAUGUGUACUGGAGUUCAAAGAUCUUGAACUUAACCCAGUUUAAACGUAAUUUCACAAUGACCUGCCAAACUACUAGUCACUUUACAUCCUCAGGUAUUGUAACCACUGGGCCUUCCAACUCGGCUGACAAGGGGUGGCUACCUCCCCAUCAUGACUGGACCUUAGAUAAAAUCCCAAGGAAAGAAAGAUCCUUAAAAGGAAGACUAGCGUAGAACUUGGCUCAUACUUGAAAACAAAGCAAGCCGCCUAACUUAUACAUUUGUAUAGAAUUACUGAAUGAUUUCUUAAUCUACAAGUUCACUGAUUUACCUUAUCUUUAUUUUCUAGCAGGCCUACUUAAAGCCUUAAAAGGAAUCGUGAGAUACUGUAUGAAAAAAUUCUUCCUAGAUGUAUUCCUUUCUUCAUGUCACUAUUAGAUUAAGCCGGAAGUAAACUCAACCUAACUCUAUUAAAAAGAAACUACUAUUCCAGACAUUUACCACAGAAUUGGAAGGAAAGUGAUAGCAUUGGGGGGAGGGGAUUCUUAUUGUGGUAGCAGAUAUGUUCACUUCAAAACAUCGUCUCAGCAGGGCCACGGCACAACCAAAUCCCACAAUAGCCAGGGUGGAAGAGGGAUGGAAAGAAACGACUGGAAUGGAUGGACAUUUCUAAAACACAUAAAAGGAGUCCACUGAGUGACUUCAAUAGUCAUCUCUGUCAAAGUCAGCUUUGCUCCUAGUUACUUGUGGCCUCUUUGCCAUCCAUCUUGGUUGCUUUGACCAAAUACUGAACUAAUCGAACCUUGGAAUAUGGCAGGCAGGAAGUGAAGAAUAAUUUAGGAAAUUAAAAAAAUCAACUAAAAGUAUGAGCAACCCCAGGAAUUAUACCUGUCACUAUCCAGCCAGAUUCCUGGUGGGAUUUUAUCUUCAUUAGAACUAAUCUCCCACUUAACGUAAAGGGCACACGCCUGCAAUCUCCGCACUCAGUAGGCUUGAGGGCACCCCGAUCCUGUCUCCAAAUGGAUUGGGACCUAAGAAAUUUACCACCAAUCCCAUCCCAGCCUCUACCAGCAAGGAGGAACUCUCUAGUGCCAGAUGAAAGUACAAAAGGUUAAAACUUGCUUGGAAAUACGGUAUGUUUUGUUAUCCAUACUGACUCGUUAUUUGGCUCACCAAAAAGACAAAAGUUGGUUUUACACUUUUUAAAAUGAAUUCAGGCCUGAGCUGCUUAUGCCUGCUAGCCACACUGCAAUCAUACGCGACUUUUUUCCCUUUAUUUGCACUGCUGCCGAUCCCAAACCCAGGGUGUUGCACAGCUCAACAACUGAGCUGCACCCUCAGGCCUCUUCUUUACCUCAUUUGUCCUUUCGGAAGUUCUCGUGAUCAAUUUGGAUUGUGCCAAGUCAUUACAAUCAUGUAUUGCACUGCAUUCCUUUCUUAGAGAUGAAAUGCAGUAUGUGUCAAUCCUGAGGACUAGGAUAGUAUGUCUCUCUGAUAAAGUUCUCCCUAAAACUCCUGCCAAACUGGAGGCUGCAAGCAUUACAGUACCCCAGGAGCCUUGAUACAAGACAAAUUGAGUUAUCAUGAUCUUGCACAACAUUAGUUGCCCAGGUAAUCAAAUGAAACUGUGUUUUCCCUCCAGUUUGUUACUCUGUACUGUUUCAAAGUGUUUUUAAAAAUUAGAUCUGUCCAACAAGAUGUCAUUUUCUCCACUUUUGAAAAUGUGUGUUUGGGUAGAGAAGGCUGCAUGACUUGUUCUUGCCUUUUUGCAAAAGAAUAAAGUUGACAAAUAGACAAAUCUCA